Aspergillus novofumigatus IBT 16806 is the source of this 1530-nucleotide messenger RNA. Its product is annotated as ankyrin. Bases 298 to 1287 code for a protein of 329 amino acids. Gene Ontology annotation, molecular function: protein binding; palmitoyltransferase activity. The transcript is spliced from 3 exons. Gene Ontology annotation, cellular component: Golgi membrane. Gene Ontology annotation, biological process: protein palmitoylation. Lineage: Eukaryota; Fungi; Ascomycota; Eurotiomycetes; Eurotiales; Aspergillaceae. The record is from RefSeq and is a predicted model, not a curated record.
ACAAGAUGUCAGUGUUGAACUGAAGAAUAUGCGGCCUGAUCGUAGCCCUCCCAAGGGCUCGAUACCUCUGGGGGAAGACAUCAUGCAGAUCGCUCGUAUCGGAGAAAUCGGGCCCAUGCAGAGGUUGUUUGACGAGAAGAAGUUUACUGCCAAUUACCAAGAUGAGGAAGGGAUUACUCCGCUUCAUGUGAGUGCAAAUUCACCGUUUCUGCUUAAUUCGGUCGGCCAUUACACUCGGACUUGUACUAAUGGCUUCGUCUGGGAUCACAGUGGGCCGCGAUCAAUAAUCAAUACGCCAUGUGCAAGUUCCUGCUGGACAAUGGUGCCGACGUUAACGCCAAAGGCGGUGAUUCUGUAGCAACACCGGCCAUGUGGGCCGCUCAGCGCUGUCACUAUUAUAUAGUUCACCUCCUCCUCCAGCACGGCGCCGAUCCUCUUUUGACCGACGUUCAAGGUUACAACAUUCUACAUCUGGCCACCAUUGAUGGGAAUGCGUUCUUGCUGGUACUUCUCUUACACCAGGAGAUACCAGUGGAUGCGAUAGAUCAGCAGGGUCAUACGGGAUUGAUGUGGGCGGCGUAUAAGGGAUAUCCUGCCUGCGUGGAUCUGUUCCUGCGCUGGGGCGCCAAUGUGAAUGCCAUCGACGACGGCGGGCUGACCCCCUUACACUGGGCAUUGGUCAAAGGGUCAUUGCCAUGUGUGCAGAAGCUCAUCGAGUAUGGUGCGGAUAGGUUCGCGAAAACCAGAGAUGGCAAGUCACCGGCCACCGUGGCCGGUGAGAUGAACACGACGCGGGUCUGGUAUCGUGCGCUGGAUGAGUGCGGUUACGACGUUGAUGGAAACACCAAGGUUCUGCCGAUGGGGCUCACGUCUUGGGUGCGGAAUAAGAGCGUGAUGUCAAAGUUCUUCCUUUUGUGGCCAUUCCUGAUGGUUUAUGCCGCUGUCUACAUCCUCAGCCACAUGGUCAUCUACGCUGCUAUACCUAUAAUGCUUGUAGCGACAUUUGGGCUGCAAUGGGUCGCGCAAAAGGCGGCAAGUCAAGCCCCGUCGGAAUACAGGGUGCUUCAGAAAACGCCAUAUCUGUCAGGUGUUUUUGCAGGAACCUUGUUCUGGGUUGGUGUCACAUAUAUCUUCAGCGUGUUGCCUGGUAGGUAUACUUCACUUUAUUACUGCUCCGUACUAACCGUUUACGCCCUUAGCAACCUAUUCCACGUCGCCAAUUCUGAAUAUAUUGUUCGCGGUGUUCUAUUGCCUCACAACAUAUUUCUACAUCUACUCGAUGAUUGAAGACCCCGGCUUUGUUCCGAAGACAGGUAGUCGAAACCAGCAAAGAGCCGUGAUAAACGAGCUGUUUGAGCAGUGGAAGUUUGACGAGGAGAACUUCUGUGUAUUUUGCAUGGUUCGCAAGCCGCUGAGAAGCAAGCACUGCAAACGCUGUUCGCGCUGCGUUGCAAAGCAUGACCACCAUUGUCCCUGGAUUGACAAUUGCGUGGGAGCAAAUAAUCUGCGCCAUUUCGUUUUGUACAUUAU